Molecule: messenger RNA, 3884 nt
Organism: Jaculus jaculus (lesser Egyptian jerboa)
Lineage: Eukaryota; Metazoa; Chordata; Mammalia; Rodentia; Dipodidae
Gene: Foxp4
Product: forkhead box P4
Exons: 17
Coding region: 319-2388 (689 amino acids)
Biological process (GO): regulation of transcription by RNA polymerase II
Cellular component (GO): nucleus
Molecular function (GO): RNA polymerase II cis-regulatory region sequence-specific DNA binding; DNA-binding transcription repressor activity, RNA polymerase II-specific
Source: RefSeq, a predicted model, not a curated record
GGGAGCCUGGAGCGAGCUAACGAACGUCGCGACGGGGGAAGGACGGAGGAUCGGAAUCGGAGCGAGGCAAGCGCAGCGACAAAGUGCGAUGCCCCGGCGGGGUUGAGGCGCAGCGCGCGCGCGGGCGAUCGUGGAGAGAGAGAGAGAGAGAGCGAGAAAGAGAGAGAGCGCGAGAGAGGAGCGGCGGGGCCCGGGGCGGCUGCGAUCCGAGCGGAACCCCCAUGCCCCGUGCACACUGACCGGGGCCCGGCCUCGGAGCCCGCACCGAGCGGCGGCUGGAGAAGGGGGAGGAAACCGGACAGGUCCCCCUAGAGCGACAUGAUGGUGGAAUCCGCCUCGGAGACAAUUAGGUCGGCUCCGUCCGGUCAGAACGGUGUGGGCAGCCUGUCCGGCCCGGCCGAGGGCGGCGGCGGAGGCGGGCCCGGGGCCGCGGGCACGGCGGCGGUCAGCGCGGCCAGGGACGGCCCGGGCAGGGACCCCGCCGGCGGCGGCGCGGACAGCAACGGCGAGGUGAGCCCCGCCGAGCUCCUGCACUUCCAGCAGCAACAGGCUCUCCAGGUGGCCCGGCAGUUCCUGCUACAACAGGCCUCGGGCCUGAACUCCCCCAGCAAUAAUGACAGCAAACAGUCAGCUUCCGCAGUGCAGGUGCCCGUGUCAGUGGCCAUGAUGUCCCAGCAGAUGCUCAGCCCCCAGCAGAUGCAACAGAUCCUGUCUCCCCCUCAGCUGCAGGCCUUGCUCCAGCAGCAGCAGGCCCUCAUGCUACAGCAGCUGCAGGAAUAUUACAAGAAACAACAAGAGCAGCUCCAUCUGCAGCUCCUAACCCAGCAGCAGGCUGGCAAACAGCAGCCCAAAGAGGCUCUGGGGAACAAGCAGCUGGCCUUCCAGCAGCUUCUACAGAUGCAACAGCUGCAACAACAGCAUCUGCUCAACCUGCAGAGGCAGGGGCUGGUCAGCUUGCAGCCCAGCCAAGCCUCGGGACCCCUGCAGACCCUCCCGCAAGCAGCCGUGUGCCCGACGGACCUGCCCCAGCUAUGGAAGGGCGAGAGCGCCCCGGGCCAGCCCGCCGAGGACAGCAGCGUCCGGCAGGAGGGGCUGGACCUCGCCGGCACAACUGCCACCGCUACCUCGUUCGCCAGUCCCCCCAAGGUCUCCCCGCCCCUCUCCCACCACCCCCUACCCAACGGACAGCCCACUGUGUUCACAUCUCGGAGAGACAGCUCCUCCCACGAGGAGACCCCUGGUUCCCAUCCCCUCUAUGGACAUGGAGAAUGCAAGUGGCCAGGCUGUGAGACCCUGUGUGAAGAUCUGGGCCAGUUCAUCAAACACCUCAACACAGAGCACGCGCUGGACGACCGGAGCACGGCCCAGUGCCGAGUGCAGAUGCAGGUGGUUCAGCAGCUGGAGAUCCAGCUCGCCAAGGAGAGCGAGCGGCUGCAGGCCAUGAUGGCGCAUCUGCACAUGCGACCCUCAGAACCCAAGCCCUUCAGCCAGCCCCUAAACCCAGUCCCUGGCUCCUCCUCAUUCUCCAAGGUGACGGUGUCUGCAGACCCGUUCCCAGAUGGCCUCGUGCACCCUCCGACCUCUGCCGCUGCUCCCGUCACGCCUCUGAGGCCCCCCGGCCUGGGCUCUGCCUCCCUGCACAGUGGGGGCCCCACCCGCAGGAGAAGUACUGACAAGCUCUGCUCCCCCAUCUCCUCAGAGCUGGCCCAAAAUCACGAGUUCUACAAGAAUGCCGACGUGAGGCCCCCUUUCACCUACGCCUCCCUUAUCCGCCAGGCCAUUCUGGAAACCCCAGACAGGCAGCUGACCUUGAACGAGAUCUAUAACUGGUUCACUCGGAUGUUCGCCUAUUUCCGAAGAAACACUGCCACCUGGAAGAAUGCCGUGCGCCACAACCUCAGCCUGCACAAGUGCUUCGUCCGUGUGGAGAAUGUCAAGGGUGCUGUGUGGACCGUGGACGAGCGGGAAUAUCAGAAGCGGAGACCACCAAAGAUGACAGGGAGCCCCACGCUGGUGAAGAAUAUGAUUUCGGGCCUCAGCUAUGGAGCACUUAAUGCCAGCUACCAGGCCGCCCUCGCAGAGAGCAGCUUCCCCCUCCUCAGCAGCCCGGCCAUGCUGAACCCCGGCUCCGCCAGUAACCUCCUGCCACUCAGCCAGGACGACGUGGGUGCCCCCGGGGAGCCGCUGCCCAGCAAUGGUGGCAGCAGCAGCCCCCCUCGCCCCUCCCCUCCACAGUACAGCCACCCGAUACAAGUGAAAGAGGAGCCCACUGAGGCAGAGGAAGACCGGAGGCCAGGACCGGCCCUGGUCCCCACUAACCCCAGCGCCGUAGGGCCUCCGGAAGACAGAGAUCUGGAAGAGGAGCUGCCGGGAGAGGAGCUGUCCUAAGGGCUGGACCAGCAAUCGGGGCCGAAUAGACCCUCCCGCCCAGCCCUGGCCCACCCACCCACCCCCCACUUCACAGCCCCUCCAACCUCAAGGCACUUCGGGGACUCGGAUGGGGGAGGCCUGGGCCAGCAGCUCCCGUGACAUCUGACUGACGGACGCUUGGGGGCCGAGUUGUCCUCGCCCCCAAGAGGACACAAUCCCUGGUCUGGGACCCUUAGAGGACAAAGAGGGCCCACACCCUCUCCUGUACCCCCAAUCACCACCAGCAGCAGCAGCAGCAGGGCCGUCCCCUACCAGCGCUCCCCUCUCCAGGGCCCCUCAGCACCCAGGAGACCCGCAGGCGGGGCCGAGCCACCUUCCCACCCCAGAACCCCCUUGGCCCUGGCUCUGACGGUGGCUUCUGGCCAGAGGCCCCUUCCUGACUCAUUGCCCUUUUCCGAACUGUGAAGAUUCCGUUCUCCAUUCCCGGCUCCCAGCCCAGCCAGGGUGGGGAGUGAACGUUUCAGACCAGCCCCUCAGCUGCUGGGGUGGGACAAAUUGUAUGCCCCGUGGGGUUCCCUGCCCCUUCCCCAACCUGAGACAGGACCCACGCUAGUUAGGCCUCCAGCCCACCUUGUUGGCUGGAUGUCCCUCCUGCACCCACCGCAACACCAGGGAGGCCUGGCGACGGGGUUCUCCUGCAGAGCUCUGUGCGGGUGGCCCUGUGGUCUGAGCGCUCUCCACUGCACGGGGAAAGCUUAACCCCCCCCCCACCUAUUUCCCAGUGGCCUGCAGGUCCCCCACUACAGUCCUCUCACCCCUUCCUGUCCCCCAGUUAAACGGAUGACCAAAGACCUUUCUUAUGCCGGAAGCAAAAACCAAAACUUUUUGUUGGAUUUUUUUUUUUUUUCCUUUUGUCGCCUCCCCAAGCACCCUGCCCCUCUGCCCUGCACCCUGGUCCCAGGCUGGAAGCCCUCCCUCCACUUAAGUUAUUGUUUUAAACCAAAGUUUACAGUGUCUGUUGGUGGCAAGACCCUCUUCUUCCCCCCCCCCGCCCUGUCCCCACCCUGAGGGUCCUGGGCCGCCCCUCACUCCCCUUGCAUCUCCCUUUUGCUCUUGCCCUGUCUGGGGAAAGGGGAGAGGGCAGAGCCCUGCCCCCGCCCAGCAGGCUGCUUCCCAGGGGCUGUCAAGACCUCUCGGUAGGACCAAGUCCCCAUCACGCUGGGAGUGUGAUUUCCAGCAAAAGGCGCUGGAAAAAUACGACUCCACAGACCCCCUAUGGGGGACCCCAACCUAAGGCCAAUGACUGGGUGUAUUGGUGUGCCCAGAGCACCCCGGCCAGACCCCUUUACUGAGAAAAGACUCCUUGGACAUUUCCCAGGUGACCUCCCCCGCCCCACGUUUGCCCCCCCCUCACAAGCCGCCCUCCUGAGAGGCGGGGGGGCCCUUCCCCGUGUACCCCCACCUGUGUUCCGUUUGACCAGCACAGAAAUAUUAAACGUCCUCUAUUUACCGGG